Cryptomeria japonica (Japanese cedar) is the source of this 3286-nucleotide messenger RNA. RefSeq names its product zinc finger protein NUTCRACKER. The coding region runs from base 976 to 2961 and encodes 661 amino acids. The record is from RefSeq and is a predicted model, not a curated record. Gene Ontology annotation, cellular component: nucleus. Gene Ontology annotation, molecular function: DNA-binding transcription factor activity. NCBI's taxonomy places the organism in Eukaryota, Viridiplantae, Streptophyta, Pinopsida, Cupressales, Cupressaceae. The transcript has 3 exons.
UUGUUCGUGUUAAUAAUAGGUUAAUCAUUCCUCCGGGAAAGGCGACGACCACUUUACGACCUCAUCAUCGUCAUCAUCAUCAUCAUCAUACUAUUACUUACUUACUAUCAUUGCUACUGUGCAUCUUUUUAUCGCUUUGCUUUUUCUCUUCUUUUUGUUGUGGUCGGAAGCCAAGGAAAGAAGAGAAAGUGAUGAUAGAAUAGUGUGUGGAAUUGUUUAUAAAGCUUUUGUUACCCACAAACAAAAGAGAAUGAGAAGACUGCAGGGAAUAAUCUAUGUAUGUAUGUUCAUUGGUUCUCUUCUCCAAAGCUUCUGUAUGGUGGUUUUUGAAUUUAUUGUGAAGAAGAUUUGAUCUGGGUAUUAUGAUCGAGUGUUAAAUUUUUUAUCUGCUGAUGUUGGGUAUUGAAUAAUUACCUCAAAAAUGUUGUUAGAAGGGGUAAAAGCUGAAGCAUAUUUAUUUCAUGUGAGGUAGGUGAUGUAAAGCUGGGACCAAGGAGGGAACAUCAAGGUGGGGAUCGGCGUACAAGCUUGUGGCCCCAUCUAUGGCCGACCAUUUUUUUCCCCAAUAGUGAAAUAUACCCUUCUGAAGAUUUGGAUGGACCAAAAUGCUUAUCAAUUUGUGAUGACACUGGCAAUUCAUUUAUGAUAUGGAAAAUAGCGGGAUUUGCACUACGAAUCUCAUGAUUGAGGAUUGCCAGGCGAAAACGUGUUGUAGUGUUUUUUCUUGCAGAUAGAUCUACGAUGAGCCAGCCAAAGAGUGUUUUCUUUGGUUUAAAGUGAAAAACUGUGUUUUUGGGUAGGAUCCAAUCAAGUGUAGGGCGGCGUCCAUGAGAGACUACUACACGUGCGGGAGGUCCAGGCCUUCCGCAGGCUGUUGACUAAUUUUUUUACUUAGUUUUUGGGGCUAAAACAGAGCUUGCUUGAUUGGAUUCAUCUAUCCAGCUGCAGGAAAAAAGGGAGAAUUUUGUACUAACAAUGUCUAACAUGACUGGUGAAGCGAGUUUCUCAUCUGGCAACAGAGGUGAUGUGAAUAUGUUAUCCACUGGAGCAGGGACAUCAUCAAACCCUUCCCAGCAGGCCCCAGUCAAGAGAAAACGAAAUCUCCCAGGGACACCAGACCCAGAAGCCGAAGUGGUGGCUCUGUCACCCAAAACUCUGAUGGCCACCAACAGAUUUGUGUGUGAAAUCUGUAACAAGGGCUUCCAGAGAGACCAAAACCUGCAACUCCAUAGGCGAGGGCAUAACCUACCAUGGAAGCUACGGCAAAGAACGAGCAAGGAGAUAAAGAAGAGGGUAUACAUAUGUCCCGAGACAUCGUGUGUGCAUCACCACCCAUCCAGAGCGCUGGGAGACCUGACUGGUAUUAAGAAACACUUCUGUCGAAAGCACGGCGAGAAGAAAUGGAAGUGCGAUAAGUGCUCCAAGCGAUACGCCGUCCAAUCGGACUGGAAAGCCCAUUCCAAGACCUGCGGCACCCGCGAGUACAGAUGCGACUGUGGGACUCUUUUCUCAAGGAGGGACAGCUUUAUAACCCACAGAGCAUUUUGCGAUGCACUGGCUGAGGAAAGCGCAAGACUAUCUGGUGGAAUUAAUGCAGGAGUUGGGCAGGUGCACAAUCAUUUGGGCAUUGUCCAGGGAGCUGGAGGGGCAGCUGCCUCAAUGUCUCACAUAAUGGGGGCUCCUCCUCCAUCGAGAUUUGGAGGAUUAAAUCCUUCAGAUGGCCAGUUCAAUCCAUCAGCCUACAGAGAGGCAUUCGGUACUAAUGCAGGACCCUCAGGAGGAGUGAACCCAAGAGCUAGGCUUCCAUUGUGGUUGGGACAAGGCACUGGAGAUCCACAGCCCUCAAAUUCUAUGGACGUUACAGCUUCAGGUUUCUUCAACAAAUCCAUGUUGGGAUCUUCAGAGUACGAUGAUUCCCAUGGAGCAAAGCCCCUACCAGCCUUAUUAACAAUGACAUCUUCUAACUCGGGAAGCCUCUAUUCCAAUCUAUUCACUUCGGGGUCCAUGAAUGCUGCUUCCUCAGCCCUGCAAAAUAAUGACAGCUAUGGAGGUAAUUGGACAGACAGAAGCUCGGGUAACGCUCGUCUUUCUCUGUCAACUUCCACAGGAUUGACAACCAAUUCUUCCUCAGUUACAAACAAUAUCAAUGAUGGAAGCAACCCUCCUAGCAGUGUGUAUCACGGUGGCCACAGUGCUCAGAUGUCUGCAACUGCUUUGCUUCAGAAAGCUGCUCAAAUGGGUGCAACCACUAGCAAUUCUUCCAUGAUUAGAGGCUUCGGUAUGCCUGGAUCGAAUAAUAAUACAGUGGGUUUGGGAUUGUUGUGGCAAGGAACACCCCCAGACCAGGAAAGAGGCCAUGGAACAGUAAACCUAAUGCUUAAUAAUACCUUCAAUGGAGCUCACAAUUGGAAUCCCUUUAUGAAAGGCUCUCUUGAGCAUAUGACAGAAGGGGGUGGAGGUGCGGGUGGGAGUGGGGGUUAUAAUCAGUCAAGCGCGAGAUCAGCAGAGAAUGCAGGUCUUAAUGAUCUGAUGAACUCUUUUUCUGGGAGUCCCAGUGGAGUAAGCUUGAAUGCCAUGCACUCCUCAUUCAGCUCAAGCAUGGCUGAUUCUGGAAACUUGUCGGCCUUGAAUAUGAUACCCACAAGACCCAAUACCAAGGAUGGCACAAGACAGAGCUUUCAAAUGGCAUCCAUGAUGAUGCAGGGAGGAAGCAAUCAGCCCAGAAAUGAAGAUGGGUCAGAAGAUGGAUUGACGAGAGAUUUUCUAGGCGUUGGAGGUAUUCAACUUGGAGGAAUGCAUGCAAGAACCUUCUCUCAGCGGGAUCACUUUGCAGCAGCCACUUUCACUUCCCUAGGAUCGGGAAUGGACAUGACUUCUUUUAGUACUCGAAGGGCAGAAAACAUUCACCCUAUUGGUGCAAAUCAUAGCCAAUCACCUGUGAGAUCAUGGGAUGCUACUUGAAAAGCUGCAUUACUAUCUUCCCAAAAGAUCAAAUGCUCAAACGGAAAAGGAAAGGACCAGUUCGACCAGCAUUCCCUCAACACGCUGCUCGCCGCUUCGACCAAGAUUUUCUUGCUGCUGUAAUGGUAAGUUCUUUAUUAUUACCAACUAAUGGUUUGAAAUUAAGUGGAAAGCUGAUGAGAAACGAGACUGUCAUAUUCCUGAAAAUGUUCACUGUAAAGUAGCAUCAUCCAUAGGCAGCAGCAUUACCUACUUAAAACAAUAAUAAUUCUCUUCAAUGGUUUUUUCUUAUUGAUUAAAUGCUGUGUUUUACUUAUUCAAUCUA